Theobroma umbraticum is the source of this 1673-nucleotide messenger RNA. RefSeq lists its product as uncharacterized. The record is from RefSeq and is a predicted model, not a curated record. Lineage: Eukaryota; Viridiplantae; Streptophyta; Magnoliopsida; Malvales; Malvaceae. Gene Ontology annotation, cellular component: Golgi apparatus.
GAAAUUACAGAAACAUUUGAAAAAUGGUUUAGAUAAGUGAAAGUGGGAUAGCGGGCUCCAUAAAACUCAGGUGGCUGGCAAGAUCUCAAAUCUAAGGUCUGUAACGAUGGCGUAUGCUUUCGGUUUUAACUUUUGAGCAAGGGAAAUUCAGUCAUCAAUCUCCUUUUUUUUUUGUUUUGUUUUCUCAAUCUAUUCUUGUUAAAGGUUAACAAUGGCAACUCCCAAAGCCCUGAAGUCGAAACCAAGGUUGAGAUCCCCGAUUCCCAUCAUGAUUUUGAUGUGCAUAACUGCCAUUGCAUUGCUUUUCUUGUUUUCAUCUAUGAAUUCCACAAAUGGGUUUUUAUUCAGCUCUCCUAAAGCCAAAACCCGUUUGAGAAAGAAUGCAAGGCAGCACUCUCUGCAUGACAAGUAUUUGUACUGGGGUGACCGAAUUGAUUGCCCUGGAAAGCAUUGCGACUCAUGCGAAGGCUUGGGUCACCAAGAAUCUAGCCUCAGGUGUGCUCUUGAAGAAGCCAUUUUCUUGAACAGAACUUUUGUUAUGCCUUCCAGAAUGUGUAUCAAUCCAAUACACAAUAACAAGGGAAUCCUCCAUAAUCUUGCCAAUGCAACUGCAGAGGAAAGGUGGGCUGCAAGCUCUUGUGCCAUGGAUUCUUUAUACGAUCUUGACCUAAUAUCUGAAACUGUACCUGUGAUCUUAGACAAUUCAAAUGUAUGGCAUCUGAUACUAUCAACAAGUAUGAAGUUGGGUGCCAGAGGGGUUGCCCAUGUGGAAGGACUUAAGCGGGUGGAUCUCAAAGAGGAUAGUCACUACUCAAAUCUCUUGCUUAUUAACCGAACUGCUAGCCCUUUGUCAUGGUUUAUGGAGUGCAAGGAUCGAAACAAUCGCAGUGCUGUGAUGUUACCUUAUUCAUUUCUUCCUUCGAUGGCAGCAGAGAAAUUAAGAAAUGCAGCUGACCAGAUUAAAACACUCCUUGGUGACUAUGAUGCUAUCCAUGUUCGUCGAGGUGAUAAAAUAAAAACCAGGAAGGAUAGGUAUGGGGUUGAAAGGAGCCUACAUCCUCAUUUGGAUAGGGACACCCGUGCGGAAUUCAUCCUUCGUAGAAUUCAGAAGUGGGUACCAGCUGGACGAACUCUUUUUAUUGCUUCAAAUGAAAGAACACCUGGAUUUUUCUCGCCACUUUCUGCCAGGUACAAGUUGGCUUAUUCAUCAAAUUAUAGUCAGAUCUUGGAUCCCUUAAUUGAGAACAAUUACCAAUUAUUCAUGAUUGAGAGGCUUAUCUUGAUGGGAGCCAAAACAUUCAUUAAAACUUUCAAGGAAGAUGAUACGGAUCUCAGUCUCACAGAUGACGCAAAGAAGAACACUAAGAUGUGGCAAAUUCCUGUUUAUACUUUAGAUGGAGAAGGAAGCUAACUUUUCUGUUAUAGCUCAAAUUCAUUCUGUAAUCCAGCCAAUUACCUUCCACAUGUAGUGUAAUAUUUUGCGAAUAUGAACAUCCCUUGAGGCAACAAUUUGGUCAUUUUCUUGAAUUGAAUAUCAGAAUCUUGCAGCUACAUUGCAGAGAAUCAAGAGUCCUGGGAAAAGGUGGGAGAAAGUGGCAUUGUAAAUUGUGUUGUCUACUAGGAUACUUCGUUGUAUGUGCUUUUAAAAUGCAUUUUACAGCCAUUUUUUUUUC